CUAACCCACUUGUUGCACAAACUUGCAAUCUUUCAGCAGAAUAUCUCAAAAAGAAGUACCGGUAGUAUGAAUUGCUAGUGUAAUUUAAGAGGAUUAACUUGACUGCUAUUAUGUUACCACACCGACCACAACGCAGCGUGACGUGUCUAUACGGAACCGUACAACAGGUAAACAAUCGGAUCAAGUAUACAAGAAUUCCCCUUAUUCUGCGUUAGGAAUUUUUAUAAGGCGUCGUCCAAAGGGUCAUAAUCAAGGAGCCUGAAACUUGUGCUACCCUGGUACUAUCACUAAUUAACAUUCGUUUUAGCUGGACGGCAGUACCACUAAUUAAUCAACCCCCAACGGCAGAGUUGUUUACCGACGGCUGAUGACCCACACAUGCGACGCAAUGAGUGGUUUGAACUGAAUCCAUAAUAUGCAACUGAUGCAUACUGUUUCAAUAUGCGAUCAAGAAGGUGCACAUGGAGUCAGGGAUUUAUAACAUUUGUUGAUUGGCUGUCCACAAUCUGGGCUUCCAACAGCUAUCGCCGGAAAAGAAGGACGACAGAAAUAUUUGUCACAUUUAAGAGAGGGUUUAGAACCAAACACCAAGGCAACCGAGGAGAAGAAAAAGAUACACAAAAAGGCUUCUGUUGCGACAGAAUGUUAUUCAGAACAUUCUGAUUUUAUUCCUUCUAACAGGACGGCAGUACCACUAGAUAAUCCCCAACGGCAGAGUUGUUUAUUGAUGGCUGAUGACCCACAUGGGAGCCAAUGAGUGAAUGAGAUCCGUAUCCACAUGGUGUACUUCAAAUCUGCGUGCACAGGGAUUAUAUGUCUGUUGAUUUGGUCGUCCAUGGUCCAGCUUGGAACAACUAUAUUACUACGUCAUGCUUGGUCUCGAGUUCUCGAGGGCUGUUCUUGUUAUCAGGCCGGCGGCCGGCGUUACGUCUCAGCCAGACGCAUCCGCUUGACCGCAACCAAGCAAGCAAAGCCAUAUUCCUCACGCAAACGAACGAUCUUUGAUUUCCUGGCGCACGUACGGAGAUUUUCCCACCAGGAAAUAAAGGUAUUAACUCGAUCAUCAGCGUCAACUCCCGCUAUGCCUAAAUGUCUUCCCCAUUUAUUAAGAGGACCUGUCUGUCCUGCGCUGUGUCCAUCUCUCUGUUGUCAGUUGUCUGCCUCGGCUAGCUUUUGUCCUCUGCCCUUCUUCCUCUUCCUGCACAGGGAAUUGGCUGCCGAGAGAGAGAUGGUGAUGAUGGGGCAGCUGGGGAGGUUCGUGGACGGCAUCAAGUCCAAGCUGCGGGCCGGCGGCGGCGGGAAGAACGGCAAGAAGGCUGCGGCGGCGGCGGCGGCGUAUGACAAGAUGGGAAAGACGGACAGCAUGAGGGUGGAGAUCAGGAGCCGGCAGGCGCAGAAGCUCAUCGCCAAGAACCUCGUCGCCGCAGACUCCAUCGGCCGCAGGAGCAGGAACAAGCGCUUCUUCCUCGCCUUCUGAUCACCAGAGUCCAGAGGCUCAUAGCAUGAUAGCACAAGUUAAUUCAAGAGAGCUGUCGUAGUUAACAUGUGAACCUAUUUUAGGCGAUAGUACGACACGGAUUGACAUUCCUUGUAAGAAACAAACCAUCAACAAACAUGAACCAAAGUGAUCUCAGGAAGCUCUCUGCUCUCGCUGAUCAGUGAUCAUGGAUGUAAUCCAAUAUAUUGCCUCCGUCCCAUAUUAAGUGACUUUUUAUUAUGUAUCUAGACGCUUUUUAGACAGAGAUACAUCCAUAUUUGGACAAUU
This is a messenger RNA of Brachypodium distachyon (stiff brome), 1765 nucleotides long. RefSeq lists its product as uncharacterized. The record is from RefSeq and is a predicted model, not a curated record. Bases 779 to 1477 code for a protein of 232 amino acids. The transcript has 3 exons. NCBI's taxonomy places the organism in Eukaryota, Viridiplantae, Streptophyta, Magnoliopsida, Poales, Poaceae.